Messenger RNA from Aspergillus neoniger CBS 115656, 501 nucleotides. RefSeq lists its product as uncharacterized. The transcript has a single exon. The coding region runs from base 82 to 456 and encodes 124 amino acids. The record is from RefSeq and is a predicted model, not a curated record. Lineage: Eukaryota; Fungi; Ascomycota; Eurotiomycetes; Eurotiales; Aspergillaceae.
ACCUACAUCGGUGUUUAACAAUCCAUAUGUUGAACUUGAGCAUGUAAGGGGAAUCGAUGUGUCUCCCAGGUGACCCUAAGUAUGCCUCUUCCCCGAGUGAUAUUCUCCUCAAUUCUGAUUGCCCAGUGCCAUAAUGGUGUCGUACGGGACUUAUAUCUCAUCAAGGGCUCGGUGUACAAACUGAGCAGGAACCACAGCAGCCAGACUCAUUGUAUAUUGAUAACUUAUAGAGCCCUUCAUAAGAGGGAAUGCUCGCAGGCAUUCCAGAAGCCCCUCGACUUCCUGAGAAGACACAGGACAGCUGAAACUGCUGGACUGGGCCUCAGACACCUCACGGUGACCACGGGACUUGAUCGCAUUGCCAUCGUCGAUGAUGGUCAUGUUAUGGAAUUUAUGGAGCCCAGAUAUCUAGCAUGUAAAGUGACAUUUGUGCGGGAACCAAUCCCCGGUUUAUGAUUCGACUUUCCGGGGCAGAUCCGACAUCAGCAGGCUGUUGCGACC